This is a messenger RNA of Manis javanica (Malayan pangolin), 942 nucleotides long. Its product is annotated as olfactory receptor 4K13-like. Gene Ontology annotation, biological process: G protein-coupled receptor signaling pathway. The record is from RefSeq and is a predicted model, not a curated record. NCBI's taxonomy places the organism in Eukaryota, Metazoa, Chordata, Mammalia, Pholidota, Manidae. Gene Ontology annotation, molecular function: G protein-coupled receptor activity; olfactory receptor activity. Gene Ontology annotation, cellular component: membrane.
AUGGAUUUUCUGAAGAACAGAUCAAGUGUUUCUGAGUUUAUCUUGCUGGGACUUUCCAGUUCUCAAGAAAUUCAGAUAUUCCUUUUUGCAAUCUUCUUUCUUGUCUAUGUAGCCAUUGUAGUAGGAAACCUCCUUAUUGUGAUCUCUGUGAUAUUUGAUAACCAUCUUCACUCCCCCAUGUAUUUCUUUCUGGCAAACUUGUCGUUUCUUGACUUAUGUCUUUCAACUACUGCAACUCCCAAAGCAAUUGCAGACUUCCUUAGAAAACACAAGACCAUCUCCUUGUGGGGCUGCAUGGCCCAGAUGUUUUUCAUGCACUUCUUUGGGGGUGGAGAGAUGUCUCUUCUGAUAGCUAUGGCCAUAGACAGGUAUGUGUUCAUAUGCAAACCCUUGCGCUACAAAACCCUCAUGAGUCGCAGGGUGCUCACUGUGUUUCUACUGCUCUCAUGGAUAGUUGGCUUCAUACAUACUACAAGCCAGAUAGUUUUCACGGUUGGUUUACCUUUCUGUGGUCCCAACGUUGUGGACAACAUUUUCUGUGACCUUCCGCUGGUCAUCAAGCUUGCUUGCACUAAAACUUAUACCCUCUAGCUCUUGGUGAUUACAAACAGUGGGCUUCUGUCCUUGAUCUGCUUCAUUCUCUUGCUCAUAUCCUAUGUCGUCAUGCUGGUCACCAUCUGGAAGCAUUCUUCCAGUGCAUCCUCCAAGGCUGUGUCCACACUAUCUGCUCACAUCACUGUGAUCACUCUCUUCUUUGGCCCAGCUAUCUUUAUCUAUGCUUUCCCAUUCAAUAGUUAUUCUGCAAGUAAGUUUUUUUCUGUAUUUUACUUGACCAUCACCCCCCUCAUUAAUCCAAUUACUUACACUCUGAAGAAUCAGGAAAUGAAGGCAGCCAUUAAGAGACUGAGCAGCCAGCAUACUGGUUCCUGGCUCAUCUCCUAA